AUAUAAAAAGGGCCAUUACUUGCAUGCAUGCUAUUUGGCGGAUCGCGUAAACGUUUGCCCGAUGGUUUAUGCAGACGAGGGGACAUUAAUAUUUUGUUACUGGGCGAUCCCGGCACGGCUAAAUCACAAUUACUAAAAUUUGUUGAGAAAGUAGCUCCUAUUGGAAUUUACACUUCAGGCAAAGGUUCUAGUGCUGCAGGUUUAACGGCGUCAGUGACGAGAGAUCCAUCAACGCGAAACUUUGUUAUGGAAGGUGGUGCUAUGGUUCUAGCUGAUGGUGGUAUUGUUUGCAUUGAUGAAUUUGAUAAAAUGAGACCGUGCUAUAUGACUUUAUUCUUUUUAUCUUAAAAAUUUGUACCACUGUAUAACUUUGUUUUACCGUGCAAUAAUAUAUUUUAUUUUUUUUCAGACGAAGGAAUAUAUUGUGGAAAAGUAUGGUGGUGAAGAA
Molecule: messenger RNA, 448 nt
Organism: Glossina fuscipes
Lineage: Eukaryota; Metazoa; Arthropoda; Insecta; Diptera; Glossinidae
Product: DNA replication licensing factor Mcm5-like
Exons: 2
Coding region: 28-348 (106 amino acids)
Biological process (GO): DNA replication; DNA replication initiation; double-strand break repair via break-induced replication
Cellular component (GO): MCM complex; nucleus
Molecular function (GO): 3'-5' DNA helicase activity; ATP binding; single-stranded DNA binding
Source: RefSeq, a predicted model, not a curated record